AUGGCAUCAACUGUAUCAACCAAUGAAAUAGCAUCAACUAACAAAGCCAAUGAGAUGGCAUCAAUAGUAUCAACCAACAAAGUCAAUGAGAUGGCAUCAACAGUAACAACUAACAAAGCCAAUGAGAUGGCAUCAAUGCAUCAACCAAUGAAAUAG
Molecule: messenger RNA, 156 nt
Organism: Dentiscutata erythropus
Lineage: Eukaryota; Fungi; Glomeromycota; Glomeromycetes; Diversisporales; Gigasporaceae
Source: the annotation of a GenBank genome assembly